AUGCCGUUGCAAGCUGCUAUGAUAAUCGUUGAUAACAGCGAAAGCAGCCGCAAUGGAGACUACCCGCCCACCCGGUUCGAUGCCCAGGCCGACGCGAUAAAUAUCAUAUUCGAGAGCAUCACCCAGUCUAACCCCGAGUCUUCCGUCGGUCUGAUGAGCAUGGGUGGCAAGGGUCCCGAGGUUUUGUCUACGCUGACGACGGAACGGGGCAAGCUGCUCGAAGGUCUUCACCGGAUCAAGAAGAAGAUCUCGGGCUCGUCCCACCUCGCAACCGGUAUCCAGAUAGCCAGUCUAGCAUUGAAGCACCGACAAAACAAAUCCCAACGCCAGCGCAUCAUCGUCUUCGUGUGCUCGCCCGUAGCCGACGACGAGAAGAAGCUGGUAUCGCUAGCCAAGAAGAUGAAGAAGGGAAACAUCGAUAUCGACUUUAUCCUGUUCGGCGAUUUGGACGACGAUGAUGUACAAAAGAAGCUCGAGGCUUUCAACAAUGCGGUUAAGACUAAUGAGAACUCGCACCUUGUUGUGAUUCCUCCCAGCGGUAAGCUGCUUAGUGAUCAGCUAAUAACCACUCCUGUCUUACUCGGAGAGGGAGCAGCCGGUGGUUCAGGUGGCAUGGCCGAGGGUGGUGGCGACUUUGGCGAUUUCGACUUCGACCCCAGCGCCGACCCCGAAUUGGCUCUUGCUCUACGCAUGAGUAUGGACGAGGAGAAUGCGAGACAGGCUAAACAGGCCAAAGAGGAGGCAGAGGCCGCAAACAAGACAAGUCUAGAAGGCAUAGAGGAGGAGGGUGAAAACCAGCCUCUACUGACCGAACACGGCGAGCCUAGCGGAAGCGGAUCCGCCGAUAAGAAGAGCUCUAAGAAAGACGACGAUGACAAGAUGGAUACGUCAUAA
Daldinia caldariorum is the source of this 894-nucleotide messenger RNA. Its product is annotated as von Willebrand factor type A domain-containing protein. The coding region runs from base 1 to 894 and encodes 297 amino acids. Gene Ontology annotation, cellular component: nucleus; proteasome regulatory particle, base subcomplex; cytosol. The record is from RefSeq and is a predicted model, not a curated record. The transcript has 2 exons. Lineage: Eukaryota; Fungi; Ascomycota; Sordariomycetes; Xylariales; Hypoxylaceae. Gene Ontology annotation, molecular function: polyubiquitin modification-dependent protein binding. Gene Ontology annotation, biological process: proteasome-mediated ubiquitin-dependent protein catabolic process.